Contarinia nasturtii (swede midge) is the source of this 673-nucleotide messenger RNA. Its product is annotated as RING-H2 finger protein ATL30-like. The record is from RefSeq and is a predicted model, not a curated record. The coding region runs from base 1 to 657 and encodes 218 amino acids. NCBI's taxonomy places the organism in Eukaryota, Metazoa, Arthropoda, Insecta, Diptera, Cecidomyiidae. The transcript has 6 exons.
AUGAAAUUGUUAUUUAUUGGCGCCGAAUGUACGAUUUGUUCCGACAAACUUUUUGAUGGCCAGGAAUUGAAUACACCAUUUUGUGGUCAUGUAUUCCACCGCAAAUGUAUUCGAUAUGCAUUACACAAGAAGCCCGAGUGCCCUGUUUGUCGCAAAUCAAGCAAUCGUCGCGAUUUGGUUGUGUUGUUUUUUGGUGGCAACAUAUUUUCAAAUGAGACUGGCGACAAUAAUACUGAUGAAGCAACUGUUGGAGCCAAAUUAGAGCAGCCAUCAUCGCUAGUAUCAUCGUCAGAAUCUAGCAUCAACAACGAAGUAUUUGAUCCCAAUACGGCUCAAUCAACUAUCGACGCUCUAUCAGAGCAACCGUCAUCGUCAGAAUCUAACUUCAAGAACGAAGCAUUCGAACCCAGUGCCGACGAAUUAAAUCCACAAAAUGUGGCUUCAGGAAAUGGCAAUACUUCAUCAGUUGUUUCCAAUGGUGAUUCAGUUCGUGGUCGUGAAGGAGAAGUGGUGCCGGCCAAAAUUGUUCGACGUCGGGUUACAAAGGACAUUUGCCGUUUCAAUUUCGGAAGAAAUAUAUGUGUAUUUUGUUUCAAUUCCUUCGUCACCGUUGAUGCCAAGGUUGCAUGCGAUAAAUGCAUCACAAAUAUGAAAUAAAAAUUUCUCUUCAUUC